This is a messenger RNA of Juglans regia (Persian walnut), 678 nucleotides long. RefSeq names its product cyclin-U2-1-like. Gene Ontology annotation, biological process: regulation of cyclin-dependent protein serine/threonine kinase activity. Gene Ontology annotation, molecular function: protein kinase binding. The coding region runs from base 1 to 678 and encodes 225 amino acids. Lineage: Eukaryota; Viridiplantae; Streptophyta; Magnoliopsida; Fagales; Juglandaceae. The transcript has 2 exons. The record is from RefSeq and is a predicted model, not a curated record.
AUGGACUCAUCUGCACUUGUAAUAAUAUCUCCAAGAAAGCUCAGAUCCGAUGUUUACUCAUACUCAUACCAAGAUGACUCCAACACACCAUUGGUGAUCAAUGUUCUUGCCUCUCUCAUUGAGAGAAGUAUGGCCAGGAAUCAAAGGAUUGUCAAAAAUUGCAGAUGGGCCUUGUCUAAAGACUCUAGAACCCGAGUUUUCGACUGCCACGAGACUCCGGACAUGACAAUUCAGUCCUAUCUAGAGAGGAUUUUCAGGUACACCCGAGCCGGGCCGUCGAUUUAUGUUGUCGCCUAUGUAUAUAUCGAUCGGUUUUGCCAGAGCAAUCCGGAAUUUCGGAUCAGUCCCAGAAAUGUCCAUAGCUUUCUCAUCACAACCAUCAUGGUGGCUUCAAAGUAUGCGGAGGACAUGAAUUACAGAAACUCAUACUUUGCGCGAGUUGGGGGAUUAAAGACCGAAGAAUUGAACAAGUUGGAGCUCGAAUUCCUGUUCUUGAUUGGUUUCAAAGUGCAUGUCAAUGUAAGUGUUUUUGAGAGCUAUUGCUGUCACUUGGAGAGAGAGGUCAGCAUUGGAGGAGGUUACCAUAUAGAGAGGACUUUAAGAUGUGCUGAGGAAAUCAAAGCAAAGCAAAGAGAAGAAAGAGGGUAUAAUAAUCAGAUUGCUCGUGUCAUGUUGUAG